This is a messenger RNA of Dibothriocephalus latus, 846 nucleotides long. The record is from the annotation of a GenBank genome assembly. Lineage: Eukaryota; Metazoa; Platyhelminthes; Cestoda; Diphyllobothriidea; Diphyllobothriidae.
CUUGCUCUGCCGCAACUAUCCGCGGACGGUCACCACGACGGUGCCACCUGUGUUAGCCCGACCAAUGAUCUCAUACUGCAUGGCACAUGUACUGGGAACUGUGACACUGCUACAGCCUACCGGUGGGAACUGCAAAUAGUAGCACAUGAUGGGGAACCGCAAAACCUCACGACUUCACAGCUUCAGGCAGCCGCAGACGACUACACGUUACCUACCCUCAUAAUCAAAGCAAGCGCACUGUCCGAACUCGAUGGAUCAGAGGACCUUCGUGUCUGUUACGUGGCUGUGGAUCUGCCCAGUCGGCCUGGAGUGUGCCGACUUUUCUGUCUGACCGAUCCUCCCUUGCUGGGCACGUGUCACGUCAAUGUCAGCGGACCAAUCCCUGCGGACAGCUACGUCUCCAUCUCCUGUGAAGGCCGUGGAAACAAUGGCGGUCCUUUCGUCUACCGUUUUUAUACAAAAGAAAAAGCUGGUAAUUUCAUCUUCCACACCUCCUCUCUGCCCUCAUUUGUGGGGGAACUGCCACACAAAAUUGGAGAAUUCGCUGUUUGCGUCCGUGUCAUUGACAACUACGGCUCCUACGAUGAACGCUGUUUUGUUAAAAUUGAAUUUACAGAAGAGAGCCCCAAACACCUAUUUGACCAACUCCAUGCAUUAGCCAAUGGAACCGACGACAGAUUAGCACGCCUGCUUGCCGAUGGCAAUUUCAACGAAAUCAGUGUAGCAUGUCAAAGUCUGGCGACUGCUAUACUUCAAGCUACUCAAACGGAGGAGGCCGGUGAGUUGCAUUUAAAUAUACCUCGCGAAAAGCCACAGCAUUCUCUCAGCAAACAUGCAUUUUCAUAA